AUGGGAGCCAACCGAGACGACCACAGUGGAGAGAAGCCACAUUUCCGGCAGACUGGGAAGGUGGCGAACGAACGCAGAUCGGAAGACCAUCGACGCUGGAGAUCCGUCUCCAAAGACCUCGAGAAGCACGCCGACGGGAUCUGGCCAAAUCCAUCCGCCACCACAGAACCCUCCUCGAACUGCCCAACAACUGGGCCCAACGGAGAGGCUUCAUCCGGAGGGACAACUGAUGAACCACGUCGAGACGCCACACGCCUCCACCACGUCAAACCUCCACGACAUCCGCCGGAAACCUCGUCACCACCAAGCCAAACGGAGGCUCCUAAACCGAAAACUUCACCGCCGAUAGCAACCAAACGGAGAGGCCAGAGCAAGACAAAGAAGCGACUUCUAGACAAACGGUUAAUAGCAAAAGCAGAGGAAGAACAGGGUUUAGACAAACCGAGGGAAACUCCAGAGAGCACCUCCAAAGGCGAGAAGAGCCACCAACCACCGCGAAAAUCCUAG
Molecule: messenger RNA, 507 nt
Organism: Arabis nemorensis
Lineage: Eukaryota; Viridiplantae; Streptophyta; Magnoliopsida; Brassicales; Brassicaceae
Source: the annotation of a GenBank genome assembly